Loxodonta africana (African savanna elephant) is the source of this 1721-nucleotide messenger RNA. Its product is annotated as olfactory receptor 8G1-like. Gene Ontology annotation, biological process: G protein-coupled receptor signaling pathway; sensory perception of smell. Gene Ontology annotation, molecular function: olfactory receptor activity; odorant binding; G protein-coupled receptor activity. NCBI's taxonomy places the organism in Eukaryota, Metazoa, Chordata, Mammalia, Proboscidea, Elephantidae. The record is from RefSeq and is a predicted model, not a curated record. Gene Ontology annotation, cellular component: membrane. The coding region runs from base 115 to 1065 and encodes 316 amino acids. The transcript has a single exon.
CAGGGACAAGGAAAGAGGAUUGGAGAUAAAUAAUAUGACUUGCAUCUGUUUCGCACUGUAUAAACAUCUACCUCAAAUUUCUUCUUCUCUUCCUCCAUAAAACUCCAGUGGAAAAUGGCAGCAGAAAAUCACUCCACAGUGACUGAGUUCAUCCUCGUUGGACUGACAAAAAAGCCAGAACUCCAGCUCCCCCUCUUUCUUUUCUUCCUAGGAGUCUAUGUGGUCACAGUCGUGGGGAAUCUGGGCAUGAUCACACUGAUUGGGCUCAGUUCUCACCUGCACACCCCCAUGUACUAUUUCCUCAGCAGUUUGUCCUUCAUUGAUCUCUGCUAUUCCACUGUCAUUACCCCCAAAAUGCUGGUAAACUUUGUGACAGAGAAGAACACCAUCUCCUACCCUGAAUGCAUGACUCAACUUUAUUUCUUCCUUAUUUUUAUUAUAUCAGAAUGUCAUAUGCUGGCUGUGAUGGCAUAUGAUCGCUAUGUUGCCAUCUGUAAUCCAUUGCUUUACAAUGUCACCAUGUCUUAUCAGGUCUGCUUCCGGUUGGUAGUUGCAGUACAUAUGAUAGGUUUGAUUGGUGCCACAGCUCACACAGGUUGCAUGCUAAGAGUGGUUUUCUGCAAAGCUGAAACAAUCAACCAUUACUUCUGUGAUGUUUUUCCACUACUGGAGCUCUCUUGCUCCAGUACUUAUAUCAAUGAAGUGGUGGUUUUGUGCUUCAGUUUAUUUAAUUGUUUUGUACCAACCUUGACCAUCCUUGGCUCCUAUGUCUCUAUCAUUGCCAGCAUCCUGAGAAUCCGCUCCACUGAGGGAAGGUCCAAAGCCUUUAGCACAUGCAGCUCCCACAUCUUGGCUGUUACAAUCUUCUAUGGUUCUGCAGCAUUCAUGUACCUGCAGCCAUCAAAUGUGGGCUCCAUGGACCAAGGGAAAGUGUCCUCUGUGUUUUACACCAUUAUUGUGCCAAUGCUGAACCCUUUGAUCUACAGCCUGAGAAAUAAGGAUGUCAAAGUUGCUCUAAAUAAAAUCAUUGAGAAAAGACUAUUUUGCAUUAGCAAAGAUUUAUAAUUCUUGGAGAACAUUCAGUAAGGCAGUAGUCCUGAGACAGCAACAUAUAUACACAAUUUGUGAGAUUAUUUCUAACACUUGAUUUUUUGGAAGAAAAACCCCAGAGAUAAGACUGGAUUCACAGUGUCAUACAGAAGACAGUCACAUGGAGGGAAGUAUCAAUUCUAGGCCUUCAUGUGGGAAGAUGAUAAUUUAUAUUACAUGGAAUUUGACAAUUUGUUAGAUAAGACUUACCUAUCAUAACUCAUAGAAUGAUCUGCUUGGUCUUAUCCUUCGAUAGUAAUGCUUUUUGUGUUUGGCCUUUGUUUACUAAUAAGUGUUCCAAUAAACUCUUCUGGAAAAAAAGUUACCUCUAAAUUAUUUUUAAUCAUUUCAAAUCUGCAAAAUUCAAUCCCUACUAGUUACUGAGUGCAGAGAGCUGUAUUAAGGAAUAUGGGGCCAGAUGAUAGAUGAUAAGAGGUAGUUCCUGCCAACAAGAUGAUAACACUAUGGUGGAAGAAAUUGGUAGAAUUAUCAUGGUUGAAUGUAUUAUGUGUAUUUUUACUUAAAUCUUUAUGCAACUUUCUUUUCUUCACAGGUUUAGUACUGUGCUACCAACUCUUUUUUCCUAAUAUCCUAUAUUCAUUUUUCCCUAUUUCUAGAGGUCUUUCUUUUCA